AUGGCCGAUCGAGAGAUCUCUUCCGGCUCGGUGAUCAGCCUCACCGACGGACGCCAGGCCACCGUUCGCUUCCUCGGCGCCACGCACUUCGCGCCCGGAGAAUGGGUUGGCGUCGAAUUGAAUGAAGCAACCGGCAAGAACGAUGGAUCUGUGCAAGGACAACGCUACUUUGACUGCGACCCGGGCUUCGGCAUGUUUGUGCGUUCCACGGCCAUCGCAUCUAUGAUUCAACAGCCCGCGCGGGAGAGUAAACAAACCGCCAGACCCGGCACCGGUCCUGCAGGACCCAGAUCCGCAGGCUUGAAGAGGCAGAGUGGACUUCCUGCUACAGGAAUUAAGCGUCAGAGUACUGGUCUAGCUUCGACUCCCACUCCCGCCCAGAGAGUUGGAGCCCCCCGUUCGUCCCUGAGGUCCCCUACAAAGUCACCGACAAAGCAACUUUCAGGAUCCUCCGCGCCCUCCAGUCGCUCCUCGACCAGCGCUGCCGCUCGCACCUCUACCGUGGCGCCCACUCGUCCACGACCAACCAGCGCUGUCAGGUCCUCAAUGGGUCCCUCAACAUCUCAAUCUGCUGUCUCCAAACCAGCGCGACCGUCAGCUGUCGGGACGGCGACUCGGACGACACGGCCUGGCUCCCAAAGCACAUUGGCAAGCUCUGCGGCAGCUAAGCGUACUUCCCUGCGGCAGACUGCUGCUGCAAAGGCAUCAGAUGGCCCGGAUACUGGAACGAGUGGACAGUCCGAAGAUGCGACUGAUGCGGAAUCGCUUGACACCGAUGGGGAUGCGCCGCAAAACGAAGCUCCAGCACCAAAACCAGCUCGGCAGUCUUUGACUGCCGCACGUCCGGCUGGUGCAAGGGCAGGCAUGACAUCUUCGACAUCACAACGCCAGCUGUCGAGUGCCAACGUUUCUCGAGAACUUGAGGAACUCCAAACAAAGCUUCGGGUCAUGGAGAAGAAACGAGCGGAAGAUCGAGAGAAACUCAAGACCCUUGAACGACUCCAGUCUGAGCGCGACAAGUUCGAAUCCAUUAUUCAAAAGCUGCAGGCCAAGUAUCAACCCCAGCAGAUGGAGAUCACUGAGCUGCGUAAGAACCUUAAAGAAUCCGAAGGCAGGCUGGAGGAAGUUGAGCGCCUGCAGGCAGAACAUGAGUCUCUCAUGGAGAUGGCUUCUCUUGACCGAGAAAUGGCGGAGGAGACGGCCGAGGCAUUCAAACAUGAGUGUGAUGCCCUUCGCUCAAAGAUGGAAGAGCUUCAACUGGAGGUGGAAGUCCUUCGAGAGGAGAAUGAUGAGUAUGGUCAGGAGACGAGUCCGGAAGAUAGGUCUAGCCAUGGAUGGUUGCAGAUGGAAAAGACGAACGAACGUCUCCGCGAGGCACUUAUUCGCCUGCGAGAUAUGUCCCAGGCACAAGAAGCAGAACUCAAGGCCCAGGUCAAAGAACUGGAAGAGGACUUGGAAGAAUACUCCAGAGUGAAAUCGGAGUACGAAGCUACAAAGGAGAAACUGUUGGUGGCAGAGACCAAUGUGGACGACCUCAAACAGCAACUGGAGACCGCGCUCGGUGCGGAAGAGAUGAUCGAAGAAUUGGCAGACAAGAAUAUGUCCUACCAGGAGGAGAUCAAUGAACUCAAGGCUGCCAUCGAAGACUUGGAAGCACUCAAAGAAAUCAGUGAUGAACUGGAGUACACCCACAUCGAAACCGAGAAGCAGCUCCAGGAGGAGAUCGACUAUCGGGACGGCGUAUUUAGUGAACAAACCCGAAGGAUUGGACAGCAGGACGAAGUCAUCGAAGACCUUGAGUACACAUUGUCCCGUUUUCGGGAGCUGGUUACGAACCUGCAGAGCGAUUUGGAAGACAUGCGGGCCUCUCAGCAGAUUUCCGAAGCAGAGGCUACCGACCUUACGUCCCGUUCUCGAGCCAUGAUAGACUUGAACAUGAAGCUGCAGGCCUCCGUCUCAAAGUCACAGACCAAGUCUAUUAACAUGGAGCUGAACCGCAUGGAGGCAGAGGAAGCAUCGCAGCACCUGUCAAUCCUAAAGCUGUACCUUCCCGAAUACUUUGAGGGUGAGAAGAACUCUGUCCUGGCACUUUUGCGGUUCAAACGUGUCGGAUUCAAGUCCGCAAUGAUGAGCAGCACCAUCCGUGAACGCGUUUCGGAUCAGUCAGCAAUCUCGACGUACGAGGAAGUUUUUACGGCCCAUGAAGUCCUGGAACAUCUUCUUUGGAUCUCUGCCCUAUGCGACCAGUUCGUGAAUCACAUCACAGCUUGCUCGCCGGAGCAGUUUGGUGAAAUCAAGGCUGCCUUGUUUGAAAUGGAGCCAGUUGAGCGGACCUUAAAUUUCUGGAUCGAGAAUUUGAAGAAGAACGAAGUCAACAUGAAGAAGUUUGCAGUGGAGCUGCAACGGUCCAUUGCUUUACUCACGCAUCUGGCUGAGACGCUUCUUCCCUCGAACCCGGAAAUGUUCUCGGGCGAGUUGUGUAUGCGGGCAAACUUAUCCCAGUCAUAUCUCGAUCACGCGGCGGGGGCGAUCUCGCGCCUCAAGUCUCUCAUUCAAUCAAAACUUGGGACUCCGGAGGAGGGCAGCGAGGAGAUCUCCUUUGCUCUGAACAAGAUGGACGGCUUCGUGUCUCAAGCUCGCGGAUACAAAGUCGCCAUGGGCAAAAUCUCUCGGUCUCUUGACGAGCUUCGAUCAAGAUCACUUGCACUUUCUAAGGAGGCAGACGAACCUUUCAAGCUAACUGAAGAUGCCACUCGAGGGCUUUCGGAGUUCGCUCGACAACUCGGCGAGAAUAUUGUCGUUCUAACCAGCGAUGAAGGUCGCACCGAGCCAUUCACUUUGCAAGAAGUCUUGGAAAGCAUGUCACAGGUUUCCACGUCUUCUGUUCAGUCACCAGAGGCGUCAAGUGAAAAUAAUGAUACGUUGUCUUUGCUCGUCAACAGAUUGCGGGAGGUGGGCGGUCAAUUGGAGGAGCUGGAUGCCAUAUCGUCCGACCUGUCUCGAACAACUGAAUUUGAGAGAGGCGCGUUCCCUUGGAUUGCCCGUUCGGAAGAACUCAAAUCCAACAAAACGAUCUCCCCGGAUGCGGAUGAGGAGAUUCGCCGCCUCAAAAAUGAAGUCCAUGAGGUUUCUACCGCGCUUGGCGUGAAAGACAACAACAUCGAGGAGCAGACUAUCAAGAUCGAGCUCCUCGAAUCCAGAAUGAAGGAGGCAGGCAAGAAGGCUUCUAUGGUGAAAGAUCUCGAGGCAAAGAUCGAAGAGACCCGAAACGCGGGCGAUGAACUCGAGAAGACCGUCGAGCGUCAGAAGAAAGAACUGCAGACCGCCGAAGCCGAGCGAGACGAGUACAAGGUCCGACUGGAGCGUAUGAAGCGUGUUUCUGGAACGGCAGGUGUCACCACCACUAGCGACGGUGUUGUAAUCGACAGCGAGGCCUCCUUGGCCGCCAUGCAGGAGAACGAGACACUCCGCGCCGAAGUCCAAAGCCUCCAAUCGGCCGUGCGUUUCCUGCGCGAGGAGAACCGCCGCGCGAACAUGCUCGACCCGUACUCCGUUCAGCGCUCCACUGAACUCCACGCUUGGCUAGACGCACCGCUCAUCCGACCAAACCCAACCCCCGAACAAGAAAAGGCCCAGCGUACCGCCCUCGAGAGCCGUGAUGUCCUAACCCACCUCCUAAAGCUGACAAAGGAGUCCCGCGUCUGCGAUCUGAAAUCAACUCUCCUCCCAUCAUCAGCCAGUGGCGAGACUACCACAAGCGUUGCCAGGACUGCAUGGCGUCCAUCGAAAACCCGCCUCCGCUACCAGGUUUUGCAGCAACGCGAGAACUUCGAGCACUGGGCUGAAUGGCGCAAUGAUAUCGUCGACUACGAACGUGAACAGGAUCGUCUGGCGGCAGCUAAGCGGGAGCGCGCGUUGCGCCAGCGCGCCCCGAAGCAUGCGCACAAGGCUUCCGUCGAGUUUCCUCAGGGCCUGGGACAUGGCAUGAUGGGUGGCGCGUGGCGCAUGCUUGGGAUGGGUAAUGAUGAGGGCCGCAAGCCUGCUGCGCCUGGCUCGGGCGGCGUGGAGAUUGUAACUACGGACUGA
Molecule: messenger RNA, 4086 nt
Organism: Penicillium lagena
Lineage: Eukaryota; Fungi; Ascomycota; Eurotiomycetes; Eurotiales; Aspergillaceae
Exons: 2
Coding region: 1-4086 (1361 amino acids)
Biological process (GO): nuclear migration involved in conjugation with cellular fusion; establishment of mitotic spindle orientation
Cellular component (GO): spindle; microtubule associated complex; cell tip
Source: RefSeq, a predicted model, not a curated record